GUAUGGCCCUACCAUAAUUUUGUCCACAUUUGUACCCAGAUACAUGUCCACAUUCGAUGUAUCUGAAGACAACCCACGUACGAUGAUGCUAAACAGGAAGAAAUCUAUCAGUAAACAUUUGUGUUUAUCUUAUUAACUGCUAAGUGAUAACACAAAUCAGAGCAAGUGUGCGGUGAGAGAAGAGACAUGGAAGACAUAGACCCAGCUUUCAUACAAUCCACAGAACACCGUGCCAACAACCACAAGAAGUUGGUGGAAGUUGUUGAAAUUCCAGUCAUAGACAUGUUGCAAAGCAGGGAAGAACUUAUCUCCAAGAUUGGAAGGGCAUGCGAGGAGUGGGGAUUCUUCCAAGUAACCAAUCAUGGGGUUUCCUCUGAGGUGAGCUCAAGAGCAGAGGCUGCUGCGAAGAUGUUCUUCGAGCAAAGCGCGGAGGAGAAGAGGAAAGUGAAACGAGAUGAAGUGAAUGCGAUGGGGUACCAUGAUGGAGAGCAUACCAAGAACGUAAGGGAUUGGAAAGAGGUGUUUGAUUAUCUUGUUCAGAACUCAGCACAAGUUCCACUCAUUGAGUCCCAUGAAAAAGAGCUCAGGACUAUUACCAACCAAUGGCCUCAAUCCCCUCCUGAUUUCAGGGAAGCAUUGGAGGAAUAUGCAAGGGAGGUGGAAAAGCUAGCAUACAAGUUGUUGGAGCUGAUUUCAUUGAGCUUGGGGUUGGCUGGUGACAAGUUCCAUGGUUGCUUCAAGGACCAGCUAAGCAUGGUGAGGCUCAAUCACUAUCCUCCAUGCCCGUUCCCUGAUCUAGCUCUCGGUGUCGGCCGCCAUAAGGAUAGCGGUGUCUUAACCGUGCUUGCCCAAGAUGAUGUUGGAGGCCUGCAAGUUAAGAGAAAAUCAGAUGGUGAAUGGAUCCCAGUUACACCAACCCCAGGAGCAUUUAUCAUCAAUGUUGGGGACAUGGUUCAGGUUUGGAGCAAUGACAAGUAUGAAAGUGUGGAGCACAGAGUGGUGGUGAACACAGAGAGAGAAAGGUUCUCCAUUCCAUUCUUUUUCUUGCCAUCUCACAUGGUUAUGGUGAAGCCUGUGGAGGAGUUGGUGAAUGAGAAAAACCCUCCAAGGUAUAGAGAAUACAACUGGGGUCACUUCUAUGCUCACAGAAACCGCACUGAUUUCAAGAAGCGUGAUCUGGAGAAUAUCCAAAUUUAUCACUUCAGAAUUUUGGAUUAGGAGUAGUAAUUUCAUCUAUGUAUUUAGCUUCACAUAUGUUGUAUUUGCUUCUUUUCAAAAAUAGUCCAUAAAUAAAUUUAGAAUUAAACCUUC
Arachis duranensis is the source of this 1311-nucleotide messenger RNA. Its product is annotated as protein DMR6-LIKE OXYGENASE 2. The record is from RefSeq and is a predicted model, not a curated record. Lineage: Eukaryota; Viridiplantae; Streptophyta; Magnoliopsida; Fabales; Fabaceae. Gene Ontology annotation, molecular function: dioxygenase activity. Bases 187 to 1218 code for a protein of 343 amino acids. The transcript has 3 exons.